CUUGUUUAAAAUAGAAAUUUAUAGUCGCUCUGACCAACGGCAUGUUUGUAAAUAUAAAUUUGUAAAUACGUCAACAUCAACGUACGGUCUUGAGCUGUGAGAACAUAAAAAAAUGUUAAUGCAAAAGCCUAAUAUAAUUGGAAGAAACGCACUUAAUUCACUCCUCAACGUUUCAAAACAUAGCACAAAUUUAUUCAUAUCAUAUUUUUUAUUGAAGAUAUAUCAAUUAUUAUACAACAAAACAAGCAAAACUUAUUUAUUUGCCUGAUGAAUAAUAAAAUGACAUACGAUAUUAAUAAGUUGCAGCCGAAAAACAAAACAGCCCCACAACCUUUUUUAGAUAGUAUCAAAGGCUUGUGCAAUAAUCAUGAACUAAAUCUGGAAACAAUAAUGCAAAGUUUAAUUUACCUUACUUAUAUAAUGGGUGUUUAAUAAAAUCUAAAUAAAAAAAAUCAACUUAUACAAAAUAAAGUUUUCUAAUAUAUUUGUAUUCAUAUGAAACAAUAUUGGUUGAAAAGAUACCAUAAAAUAAAUUAAAACAACGGAAUAGAUAGCAAUAUUGUUAAUUAAUGUUAUGAACUCAACUAGACAUUUUGGAAAAUGUUUUGUAAGGUUUAUCAAACUCAUCAACAAUGGACUCACAUUUAUUUGAUAUAAACAUCACCACCACCUUGAAACCUACUGAUAGAAAAUAUGAAAUUAUUGUUAACUGGGGACAAAAUCUUGGUGGAAAUGAAAUGGCAUUAAAUGCAUAUUGUGAUUCAAAGGCUUAUGAUAUUAUAAUAAUAAAUACUGUUGAUAUUUUUUUUGAUGAUCAAAAUGCAGAUAAUUUACCGGGUUUUAACUUAGCCAAUCAUUGUAAUGGCGUGUUUGAAGGUAACUUUAAAUCUUAUUUACAAUGCUAUUCUAUUGGCGAAGAUAUCAAAGGAUGUCAAAAGAAUGGAAAGAAAAUUUUAUUAUCUCUUGGUGGUGGCACUCGCUGGAAUGGAUUUUCUUCUGCAUCUCAAGCAAAGUUGUUUGCACACAAUCUUUGGAAUUUGUUUAUGGGAGGCACUCAUGCUACUCGUACUUUUGGAGAUGCAGUUAUUGAUGGAAUUAAUAUUGAUUUGCGAUUUGGUGAAGCAUCGUGGUUUGAUGAUUUUUUUACUGAGAUGAGAACUUUAAUGGUGUCAGACAAAAGUAAAGUUUAUUUAAUAACCUCAUCUCCAAGCUGUGCAUUUCCUGAUUUUCGAUUAGGAAAAGUUUAUGUAUCAUCUGGUACUAAAAUAAAUUCACUCUAUGUCAACUUUGGAGAUAAUAGUUGUUCUUUUGGAAAAGAGGAAGAUUUUAGCAGAGUACUAGAUUCUUGGAUGAGUUUAAUACCAACAAUCUUCAUUGGUAUUCCUUCAUCACAGACAGCCAGCUAUUCAGCAAACCACUAUAUUGAGCCUUCAAAACUAUCUAUUCUAUUUUCAAAAUACAUUCAGCUGCAAAAACAAAUUGGUGGUAUUCUUCUGUCAGAUGUUACAUAUGAUGACAAAAAUAUAAUUAAUGGCACAAAAUACAGUGACAUAGUCGGGCAACUUUUACACCCAGAAACAUAUAUUUUAUCAAAUAAAAAAAGCACUAUUGCAGGUGGCUCAUUUGAUAUAAAAUCUGGUAAAUCAAAUACGCACACUAGUGAAGCAGCUACUGUCAUAAUAUGUUUUCUGGUUUGUUUUAUUUUAAAUUUUAUUUCUUAAUUUUUAAUUUUUUUAGUAUUUGUAUUUAUAAAUUACUUUUUAUAUAUAUUUUGAUUUAAAGGAAUUUUUAUACGACUAGU
Hydra vulgaris (swiftwater hydra) is the source of this 1801-nucleotide messenger RNA. RefSeq lists its product as uncharacterized. Gene Ontology annotation, cellular component: extracellular region. Gene Ontology annotation, molecular function: chitinase activity. Gene Ontology annotation, biological process: carbohydrate metabolic process. Lineage: Eukaryota; Metazoa; Cnidaria; Hydrozoa; Anthoathecata; Hydridae. The record is from RefSeq and is a predicted model, not a curated record.